Molecule: messenger RNA, 426 nt
Organism: Rodentolepis nana
Lineage: Eukaryota; Metazoa; Platyhelminthes; Cestoda; Cyclophyllidea; Hymenolepididae
Source: the annotation of a GenBank genome assembly
AUGGAUACUCACUUCUUUGCCGGUUUGACCAAGUUCAAACUCGAUGCGGGCAAACAUCGGCGAGAUGAUGAUUUUGCUGAUCGGUUUAGCCACAACUUCACCACUCUCCUCUUAGUGAUUUUUACUCUUGUGGUUUCAGCUCGGCAGUAUAUUGGGAAGCCUAUUGCCUGCUGGGUGCCGACAGAAUUCACACGGGCUCAGGAGGAAUAUGCAGAGUCAGUGUGUUGGGUUACGAGCACGUACUUUCUUCCCACCAAGCAGAAGACGGUGCCAGAGUCCACACAAGAACGAGAUGAAAGAAAAAUUCUCUACUACCAGUGGGUACCUUUUGUGCUAAUGAUCCAGGCCUUUCUUUUCAAUCUGCCUUGCAUCAUUUGGCGACUUUUCAACUGGCAAUCCGGAAUUCACGUAAGAUUAGAAUCCUAA